Messenger RNA from Gracilinanus agilis (Agile Gracile Mouse Opossum), 1638 nucleotides. It is a transcript of the gene MGAT3, whose product is annotated as beta-1,4-mannosyl-glycoprotein 4-beta-N-acetylglucosaminyltransferase. NCBI's taxonomy places the organism in Eukaryota, Metazoa, Chordata, Mammalia, Didelphimorphia, Didelphidae. Gene Ontology annotation, molecular function: beta-1,4-mannosylglycoprotein 4-beta-N-acetylglucosaminyltransferase activity. The transcript has a single exon. Gene Ontology annotation, biological process: protein N-linked glycosylation; N-acetylglucosamine metabolic process. Gene Ontology annotation, cellular component: membrane. Bases 1 to 1638 code for a protein of 545 amino acids. The record is from RefSeq and is a predicted model, not a curated record.
AUGAAGAUGAGACGUCAUAAACUCUUUUUGACUCUCUGUAUGGCUGGCCUGUGCCUCAUCUCCUUCCUGCACUUCCUUAAGGCCCUGUCCUAUGUCACCUUUCCCCGGGAACUGGCCUCCCUAAGUCCCAAUCUGGUAGCCAAUUUCUUGUGGAACAAUGCCCCAAUUACACCUCAAGCCAGCCCAGAACCUGGGGGAGCAGUGGGCCCUGAGCUGCUACGAACUCCACUCUAUUCUCAUUCUCCCUUGCUGCAGCCCCUGCCCCCGAUGGGGGCCACUGAGGAACUCCAUCGGCUGGAAUUUGUGCUGCCUGAGGACAGGGCAGAGUAUUUUGUCCGCACCAAAGCUGGCGGGGUCUGCUUCAAGCCAGGUACCAAGAUGUUGGAGAAACCCACAGCAGGACAGACAGAGGAAACACUUGAGACUGUAGAUGGCCCUAACUCUGGGGGAACAGCCCGCCGCCCACUAACAAUUGGAAACUGGCUGGCCAAUGGGAAGUCUAAGGGGAUGAAACGUCGGAAGUGGGUGGAAUGUGUGUGUCUGCCUGGCUGGCAUGGGCCAAGCUGUGGGGUGCCCACUGUGGUUCAGUACUCAAACCUGCCCACCAAGGAGCGCCUAGUGCCCCGGGAGACCCCACGGCGGAUCAUCAAUGCCAUCAAUGUCAACCAUGAGUUUGACCUGCUGGAUGUGCGGUUCCAUGAGUUGGGUGAUGUAGUCGAUGCCUUUGUGGUUUGCGAAUCCAACUUCACUGCCUAUGGAGAACCUCGGCCUCUCAAAUUCCGUGAGAUGCUUCGGAAUGGCAGCUUUGAGUACAUCCGCCACAAGGUCCUCUAUGUGUUUUUGGACCAUUUUCCGCCAGGGGGUCGUCAAGAUGGAUGGAUUGCUGACGACUAUCUGCGGACCUUCCUGACCCAGGAUGGCAUAUCCCGCUUGCGCAACCUUCGGCCAGAUGAUGUCUUCAUCAUUGAUGAUGCGGAUGAGAUCCCUGCCCGGGAUGGAGUCCUCUUCCUCAAGCUCUAUGAUGGCUGGACAGAGCCCUUUGCUUUCCAUAUGCGCAAAUCACUCUAUGGUUUCUUUUGGAAACAACCUGGCACCCUCGAAGUAGUGUCAGGCUGCACAAUAGACAUGCUGUUGACCGUCUAUGGCACAGACGGGAUCCUUCUGAGGCGACGGCAAUACUACACCAUGCCUGGCUUCCGUCAGUAUGAGAACCGCACAGGCCACAUCCUGGUUCAGUGGUCCUUGGGCAGCCCACUCCACUUUGCAGGCUGGCAUUGUUCCUGGUGUUUUACCCCAGAGGGCAUCUACUUCAAGAUGGUAUCAGCCCAGAAUGGUGACUUCCCCCGUUGGGGUGACUAUGAAGACAAGCGGGACCUGAAUUACAUAAGGGAACUGAUCCGUACAGGUGGCUGGUUUGAUGGUACUCGGCAGGUAUACCCUCCUGCCGACCCCAGCGAACAUAUGUAUGCCCCCAAAUAUCUACUGAGAAAUUACCCACGAUUCCACUACUUGCUGGAAAAUCCUUACCGUCAAGCUGAGGGGACAGUGGGUGCUAAGGAUGGUGUGAAGGGGAUCGAGGGGGGUGGGCUUGGCCCUGAGGGUGCCGUGGCUAGGGCAGCACAGGCAGGGGAAAUCUGA